CACCUCACUCCAACCUCGUCGUCACAACCACAACCACCACAAUCCAACAUGUCUGAGCCCGCCCCCCUCCGCCUCGGCUCCGUCGCCCCCAACUUCAAGGCCGAGACGACCCAGGGCCCCAUUGACUUCCACGAGUUCAUCGGCAACAACUGGGUCGUCUUCUUCUCCCACCCGGAGGACUUCACCCCCGUGUGCACCACCGAGCUGGGCGCCUUUGCCAAGCUGCAGCCCGAGUUCGAGAAGCGCGGCGUCAAGCUCAUCGGCCUGUCCGCCAACACGGUCGACUCGCACAAGGGCUGGAUCGAGGACAUCAAGGACGUCACCGGCGGCCACGUCACCUUUCCCAUCAUUGGUGACAAGGACCGCCAGAUUUCCCUGCUCUACGACAUGAUCGACCGCCAGGACGCCACCAACGUCGACGAAAAGGGCAUCGCCUUCACCAUCCGCUCCGUCUUCUUCAUCGACCCCAACAAGAAGAUCCGCACCAUCCUGUCCUACCCGGCCUCCACCGGCCGCAACGCCGACGAGGUCCUGCGCAUCAUCGACUCCCUCCAGACCGGCGACAAGUACCGCGUCACCACCCCGAUCAACUGGCAGCCCGGUGACGACGUCAUCGUCGCCCCCGUCAUCAAGGACGAGGAGGCCAAGAAGCUCUUCCCCAACUUCCGCGCCGUCAAGCCCUACCUGCGCUUCACCCCUCUGCCCGAGCGCAUACCGAGCAGCUGGGUACAACGCCUCUGCCAGACUCCCCCGAAAGCCGGGCUGACGCCGAGGAGCAAUGGCUCUGUAUCGGCAGGCAUGUCGCCCGCGAUUGCGCAGGGCCAGAUGCAGGCGCAGGCGCAGUCUCAGCAAGCUCACGGACAGUCUUCUACGCCGGUCGGCGGUCCCUCCCAGGGGUCCUCGGCCCAUCUAUCGGGAUUGAUGUGCAACGUACAUCGAACCACGGGCCAGGAGCCUCCGCCACUGGUUGGAGCCACGACGACGAUCCUCGGCGACAGCUUGUACGUUUUCGGUGGCCGUAUCCUCUCUCGAAGCCGGCCCGCGCCGCUGACCUCGGAUCUCUACGAGCUGGACCUCAUACGACGCCACUGGACGAAGCUCGAGGUCACGGGCGACAUCCCACCGCCGCGUUACUUCCAUUCCAUGUGCGCGCUUGGGGGGACCAAGAUGGUGUGCUAUGGAGGAAUGUCCCCGGCGCCUAACCAGCCCAUGGGGGCCGACCAGCAGCAGCCCGAGGUGACUGUCAUGUCCGACAUCCACAUCUACGACGUGCCGACCAAGAGGUGGUCCUACGUCCAGGCGCAGGAGACGCCGCAAGGUCGGUAUGCCCACUGCGCAUGCAUCCUCUCCUCGUCUGCCACGUUCUCCUCAAAGGAUGCUCCUCUCUCGGCUCUCCAGCACAAUCCGUCCAACGGCAACCCUAAUGAGGGCCGCAUCGGCAUCAACAUUGACGGCACAGGGGGCGCUCAAUUGGUCAUUGUUGGAGGCCAGGAUGGCGCAAACCACUACAUCGAACAGAUUAGCGUCUUCAACCUCCGGAGCCUCAAGUGGACGACGACCCAGCCGCUGGGCAAGAGCUGCGGCGCCUACAGGAGCGUUGCUGCAGCGCUGCCUCCGGCUGUCAGCGCAAGAAUCGGAAUGCAUGCCCAAAACAGCCAACAGCGCAACGACAGCACCGCUGGCCAGGAGUCCGGAUCGUCCAUGCUCAUCUACUCCAACUACAACUUCUUGGAUGUCAAGCUGGAGCUCCAGAUCCGAUCGCCCGACGGAACCCUGACGGAGCGGCCCAUGUCCGGGACGUACUCUCCACCCGGUCUUCGGUUCCCCAAUGGCGGCAUCAUCGACACUCACUUUGUGGUUAGCGGAACCUAUCUCACGUCCUCGAAGCAAGAAUACGCGCUGUGGGCUUUGGAUCUUCGAUCACUUACCUGGAGCCGCAUCGACGCGGGGGGCAGCGUGUUCAGCCAAGGCAGCUGGAACAGGGGCGUGUUGUGGAAUCGGCGGAAUACGUUUGUCAUUCUCGGCAACAGGAAGAGGAGCCUGGUGGACGACUACAACCACCGGCGCAUCAACUUCUCCAACGUUUGCAUGGUGGAGCUGGAGGCCUUUGGCUUCUACGACAACCCGCGCAAGGUGGACCCCAUGUCCGGCUUCGUCUCUGCCAGCAGCCCCUAUUCUGGUCUGAGCCUGAGUCUUGCGCGCAAGGCUGGCUCUACUGCUGGCGGCCGCUUCCACUCCCGGGCAAGCGAAGACCUGGGCGAAAAGGUCCUGGCAUUCCGGGAGCUUGCCGACAUGGACAUCCUGUGCAUCGGCGGCGAGCGGAUACCGGUCAACUCACGGAUCGUGGCGCGGCGAUGGGGCCCGUACUUUGUCCAGCUGCUACGAGAAGGGACGGCAACACAGGAUGGCAGCGACGCCGUGACCUUGCGGUCCGGCCUGUCCAGCAAUCCGCUGCGGACGUCAGCAUUGACCAUUACGCCGAAUCGAAACUUUGACGACACGGCGACGCUGGUGAGCAGCACGGGGGGCUCCGUAGCAGGCUCCUUCUCGGGGCCGUCUGACGAGGCAAUCGCAGCCGCCAACAGCGCCCCGACGCCUCGCAGCCUGAUGCCCAACUCGAGGCCGCGAUGCCUCUACCUACCGCACACGUACCUGACGAUCCAGGCCCUGCUGCACUUCUUGUACACGAGCUCCCUACCCUCGCCCACCUCUGCGCUGUGCACGCCGCAGAUCCUCUGCUCUCUGCUACAGAUUGCGCGGCCAUAUCGAAUCGACGGCCUCUUGGAAGCCGUCGUCGAGCGUCUGCAUGCCCUCCUCGACAGUAGAAACGCCGCGGCGGUGUUCAAUGCGACGGCCAUGGCCGCUGGCGGAGGACGCGGCAUCGACGGCUCUCUGAAUCCCAAUUUCUUCGUCGGCAGCCUGGACCCCAUCGGGUCUCCCGUCUCCACGUCGGACUUUUCCCUCAGCGGCACGACCGCCAAGGACUCCAUGUCGGACCUGGCUUCGCGCGCGGGCAGCCUGAGCGUCUCGGGCCUCCAGCAGCAUCCGGGGCGGUCAUCCAGCGGCGACGUCUCUGCGUCGACGAGCACGAGCGGAUCCGAAUGGGGCUCGGAGAUGGGCGACACCGAGCGGGAUGCCGUCAUCUGGAACGGAGAGCUCAGCAGCGUCAUUGGGCUGCAGAAGAGGGGCCUGCGAGGGCUCAUGGAGGGCCGGAGGAUGCGGGAGCGGACAGGGACGGGGACUGGGGGCGCGGCAGGCAUGGGAGCUGCCAACAUUGCAGGGUAUGGAGGUCAAGGCGGCGGCGGUGGCGGCGGGCAGCAGCGCGUAGGGCUGGGAAUUGCUGGGCCGGGAGUGAUUUAG
This is a messenger RNA of Trichoderma reesei QM6a, 3360 nucleotides long. RefSeq lists its product as uncharacterized. Gene Ontology annotation, biological process: cell redox homeostasis; cellular oxidant detoxification. Bases 49 to 3360 code for a protein of 1103 amino acids. Gene Ontology annotation, cellular component: mitochondrion; cytosol. Gene Ontology annotation, molecular function: protein binding; peroxiredoxin activity. The record is from RefSeq and is a predicted model, not a curated record. NCBI's taxonomy places the organism in Eukaryota, Fungi, Ascomycota, Sordariomycetes, Hypocreales, Hypocreaceae. The transcript has 5 exons.